Nerophis ophidion (straightnose pipefish) is the source of this 2830-nucleotide messenger RNA. Its product is annotated as gastrula zinc finger protein XlCGF57.1-like. The transcript is spliced from 2 exons. The record is from RefSeq and is a predicted model, not a curated record. Bases 302 to 1933 code for a protein of 543 amino acids. NCBI's taxonomy places the organism in Eukaryota, Metazoa, Chordata, Actinopteri, Syngnathiformes, Syngnathidae. Gene Ontology annotation, molecular function: DNA-binding transcription activator activity, RNA polymerase II-specific; RNA polymerase II cis-regulatory region sequence-specific DNA binding. Gene Ontology annotation, biological process: regulation of transcription by RNA polymerase II. Gene Ontology annotation, cellular component: nucleus.
UUCCGGGUAAACGGAAGACAGCAGAACAGGAGGAGAAGGAGAAAGAAGUGUGCAGGACGCUAAUAAGUCAGUUUUAUUUGUUAUCCAGUUUGAAAUAUACAUCUGUGAUUCAUUAUUUAAGGAUAAAGUGGUCUGGAUGCGCUAGAAGCACUGUGCCGCUUCUCGUGCUAUCUUUGCUUGUUAGUUAGCUUAGCUCGCUAGUUAGCUUAGCUUGUUAGCUGCUAACAGAAGACACAGAAGUUAUCAACACAUCGCUAAGUAGAGAUCAAGUGUGAGAGUAAAGUGUUGUGAUUGUGUGAAAAUGUGUGAAAGAAGGAUAGCAAAGUAUGAGCAGGAACUUUGUCCAACAAAAGAGGAGAAGGAGCGACAACAUCAACUACUGGACGCUGUUUUCAAGAAACAUCAAGUUGUGUUACACAGAACAGAUGUCUGUGAAGAACAAGUUCUGCCUGAAAAACAGGAGUGUGGCUUCAGGAUGGUGAAGGAGGAUCCAUCGAAGAGGAAGACCAGGCACCACGGACCCUCUGGCGUCUCCUUUUCCUCUUUGACACAGACCCUUCCCAGUAAAAUGGAAGAGGAAGACUCACUGAUGCCCCACAUUAAAGAGGAAGAGGAGGAACACAGCAUCACUCCAGAGGGAGAUCAUCUUGAAGGACUGGAGGAGUUCCCAGUGACUGGUGUCCCUGUGAAGAGUGAAGAUGAUGAGGUGAAAGGUGAAAGUGAGGAGAGGGGAGGGGGGGAGCCUCCAAGCAGCAGCUCAACACAACACAUGACAACAGAAGCUGAUGGAGACCACUGUGGAGGAUCACAAGCAGACAAGCUCUUAGCUCCACUAUCAGAUAGUGAGGACACAACGUCACACUCUCCUGACACUGAUGAUGAAGACUCUAAAGAUGAUAAGACAUGUCACACUGACAACACUCACUUCACAUCUUCUCUCUGUCACAAAACUUUUAAAUACCAUUGUCGUCUGAAAAGACACAUGAAAACACACACUGGAGAAAAACCUUUUUCUUGUUCAAUCUGUAGUAAAGGUUUUGUUGAAAAGCAGAGUUUGAAAAAACACACAAUAUUACACACUGGUGAAAACCCUUUUAUCUGUUCAAUCCGUGGUAAAGGUUUUGUCGAAACUCACAAAUUGAAAGAACACAUGAGAACACACACCGGUGAAAAACCUUUUUCUUGUUCAAUCUGUGGCUUAUCUUUUUCAAGGAAGCAACAUUUGAAAGUACACAUGAGAACGCACACUGGCAAAAAACAUUUUUCCUGUUCAGUCUGUGGUAAGGGUUUUACAAAUGGUCACAAUUUGAAAGUACACAUGACAACGCACACUGGAGAAAAAUCUUUUAUCUGUUCAAUCUGUAGUAGAGGUUUUGUUCUAAGUAAAUAUUUGAAAGUACACAUGAGAAUGCACACUGGAGAAAAACCUUUUUCUUGUUCAAUCUGUAGCUUAUCUUUUUCAAGGAAGGAACAUUUGAAAGUACACAUGAGAAUACACACUGGCAAAAAACCUUUUUCCUGUUCAACCUGUGGUAAAGGUUUUACACAAAGUCAGAGUUUGAAAAUACACAAGAGAACACACAUUGGAGAAAAACCUUUUUCUUGUUCAACCUGUGGUAAAGGUUUUACACAAAGUCAGAGUUUGAAAAUACACAAGAGAACACACAUUGGAGAAAAACCUUUUUCUUGUUCAAUCUGCGGUAAAGGUUUUACACAAAGUCAGAGUUUGAAAGAACACAUGAAAAUACACAGUGUAGAAAAACCUUUUUCUUGUUCAAUUUGUUGUAAAGAUUUUUUAAAUCGACAGUCUGUAAAAGUACACAUGAGAACACACACUGGCGAAAAACCUUUUUCCUGUUCAACCUGUGGUAAAGGUUUUACACAAAGUCAGUGUUUGAAAAGACACACUAGAACACACACUGGUGAAAAAUGACAUUCCUGUUGAAUCUGCAACAGAAGCUUUUGUGACCGAUCAAAGCUUGUAGCACACAUGAGAAGACACCCAGGAGAGAAAGUGUUGAGUUGCAGUGUGUGUGGUGAAAGAUUGUCUUCUAAGUAGCAGUGUAAGAAACACAAGUGUGCUGGUGAGAACAGCAGCAGCAAAUGAAACUGCAGGAUUUGAAAUAAACUGUCCAGACUUUCAUUUUGACUUUCUAACAACAUCAGCACAUAUAACAUGUGUGACAUUGUUGUUUGUCUAACAAUCUGUUUAAUAUGCUUCUACAUUUAUAGAUUUGAUAAUAUGAAAUAUUGAAGUGUGACAUAUUUGUAUUUGUAAUUGUUGAUAACCCCAUAGAUUAUCACCUUUAUAUGAUAUACAUAUGUACUGGUUCACAUCUGAAACAUCUUCUGGACCACUUCAGGAAGCAUAUUAUUAUUUACUUUAUACAUCAUCUGAACAGUUGUCUUUUAUACAGUUUUAAAAUGUGUGACUUUAUGAAUCAUUUGUUGGGUCUCUAUAAUCCAGUUUAUUAAUGAUCUUUAUUACUGUCUUUUGUAAUAUGAUGAUUGUGUUGUGAUUGUUUUAUAUGUAUGUCCCCAGACCUUUAUGCAAUAUAAAAGUGAGAGAAAAUGGCUGAAUUGUUUGUGCAAGGAUGGUUUUGUUUUUACAAACUUACAUUUGUGGAUAAAACAAAAACUCCUAUUAUUGUGUUUGAAACAUUUUUAUGGUUGUUUUUCUUUUUAACAUCCCCAAAACAAUAUCAAUAUCAAUCAAAGUUUGUCGUUUUGGCAAAAGCCAAUAUUAUACAUAGAUUUACUUUGCAUACAUUCCCUAUCACAGAACGAACAAGUGUUGUCUUCAAUUGCAAUUCAAUAUCCUAAAAAUUAU